GGUAUCACUACAGUUCUGACAAUGACAACUCUGAGUACAAUUGCCAGGAAGUCUCUACCUAAGGUUUCCUAUGUGACUGCGAUGGAUCUCUUUGUUUCUGUUUGUUUCAUUUUUGUUUUUGCAGCCUUGAUGGAAUAUGGAACCUUGCAUUAUUUUACCAGCAACAAAAAGGGAAAAACCACUACCAGAGACAAAAAGCUAAAAAAUAAGACCUCGAUGUCUUCUGGUCUCCAUCCUGGAUCCACUCUGAUUCCCAUGAAUACCAUUUCUGUGCCGCAUGGAGAGGAUGAUUACGGGUAUCAAUGCUUGGAGGGUAAAGAUUGUGCCAGUUUCUUCUGUUGCUUUGAAGACUGCAGAACAGGAUCUUGGAGGGAAGGAAGGAUACACAUACGCAUUGCCAAAAUUGACUCUUACUCUAGAAUAUUUUUCCCAACAGCUUUUGCCCUGUUCAAUCUGGUUUAUUGGGUUGGUUAUCUGUAUUUAUAAAUUCCAUUUCCUAGGCAAAAAUUGUAAGUCUGGCUAAAUUCAAUAUAAUCUUUUGUACUUCAGUAACAUGAAGUUUAAUUUUUAAAUGCAGAGAAAUCAAUGGUUAAAAAUGUGAAUAGUACUGCAACUAUUUUAAGGUCUUCAUCAGUAAAUAAAGUAGCAGCUUUUAGGUUAAUUUAUAUGACACUGAUUAGUUGCAAAAACUGGUAUAUUAAAAAUAGUGUUAUAUAUUUUUACUUAAAAUAUUUUUAAUUUACUUAUAUCAUUAUGAUUUUAAAUU
Messenger RNA from Carlito syrichta (Philippine tarsier), 766 nucleotides. RefSeq names its product gamma-aminobutyric acid receptor subunit gamma-1-like. Lineage: Eukaryota; Metazoa; Chordata; Mammalia; Primates; Tarsiidae. Gene Ontology annotation, molecular function: monoatomic ion channel activity; GABA-A receptor activity. Gene Ontology annotation, biological process: gamma-aminobutyric acid signaling pathway; monoatomic ion transmembrane transport; chloride transport. The transcript is spliced from 2 exons. The record is from RefSeq and is a predicted model, not a curated record. Gene Ontology annotation, cellular component: membrane. Bases 22 to 486 code for a protein of 154 amino acids.